Molecule: messenger RNA, 174 nt
Organism: Meloidogyne enterolobii
Lineage: Eukaryota; Metazoa; Nematoda; Chromadorea; Rhabditida; Meloidogynidae
Source: the annotation of a GenBank genome assembly
AUGAUUUUUGAGUUUGGUGGUGCGUUCUUUAUACCAUAUGUAAUAUUCAUGGUCAUCUUCGGAUUGCCACUUGUUUAUAUGCAUUUAGCCAUUGGACAAUUUUCAGCAAACGCCGCUUUCCAUAAAAUGAUGCCGAUUGCUUCUGGACUUGGAUGGGCGUUUGUCUUAAUUUAA